This is a messenger RNA of Chaetura pelagica (chimney swift), 1218 nucleotides long. It is a transcript of the gene CAMKMT, whose product is annotated as calmodulin-lysine N-methyltransferase. The transcript has 10 exons. Bases 321 to 824 code for a protein of 167 amino acids. Gene Ontology annotation, cellular component: cytoplasm. Gene Ontology annotation, molecular function: calmodulin-lysine N-methyltransferase activity. NCBI's taxonomy places the organism in Eukaryota, Metazoa, Chordata, Aves, Apodiformes, Apodidae. The record is from RefSeq and is a predicted model, not a curated record.
UGAAGAAAAAGCACUUGAAAGAUGUGCAUCUCCAACAAGUGUCUGUAAGAAGGUUUGCAUCAUUCAAUCUCUUUUCAGUAGAAGACCAGAAUGCAGAAGAUGAAACUGGAACCUGGGUUCACUAUAAAUGCAUCUUUUAUCCUGAGUAUAGUGUGUCCUUAAGAUUUCACAAUGGACUCUUAAAUGUUGAAGAUGUUCUUACAAGUUUUGACAACACGGGGAAUGUCUGUCUCUGGCCAUCUGAAGAAGUGCUGGCCUACUACUGCCUAAAGCACAAUGAAAUAUUCAGGGACCUUGCUGUGUGUGAGCUAGGGGGUGGCAUGACAUGCUUGGCUGGGCUCAUGGUUGCUAUUUCUGCAGAUGUCAAAGAAGUUCUGUUAACUGAUGGAAAUGAAAAGGCCAUCAAAAAUGUAAAUGACAUCAUCACGCGAAACCAAAAUGCGGGUGUGUUUAAGGCUCAGAAAGUGUCAAGCUGCAUUUUACGAUGGGAUAAUGAGACAGAUGUCUCUCAACUGGAAGGACAUUUUGACAUUGUUAUGUGUGCUGACUGCCUGUUUCUGGACCAGUACAGAGCUAGCCUUGUUGAUGCAAUAAAGAGAUUACUCCAACCCAGUGGAAAAGCAAUGGUAUUUGCUCCACUCCGAGGGAAUACUUUAAACCAGUUUUGCAAUCUAGCUGAAAAAGCUGGUUUCUCUAUCCAAAGACAUGAAAAUUAUGAUGAACACAUUUCGAACUUCCACUCCAAGUUGAAAAAUGAAGAGAAAGAUACAUAUGAGGAAAACCUCCAUUACCCUUUUCUUCUUGUUUUAACCAAACACAGAUAGAAGAUGAUACUUUUUUGCUUGUUUUAAGGUCUACUACUGAGAAUUUCCACAUAUGUGGAUGGACAGGGAGUGGGGAGGGUUCAGUUUCCCCCCUUUUGUUCCUGAGUCAUUAUUAGACAAAUGUUUCUAAUCUAAAUGCUGAGGAAGAUAUGGUGGUUUGUUUCACGGUGCGUAAACAUUGAGGCAUCUUUUUUGUAUCAUUUUAGAACUUAUUUUUCUAGUUAUGGUCCAGCCUGAAACUGAUCAGACUUUACAUGUAUGCAUGAACAAAGGUGUAAAGCUGGCUUCCUUCUCUUUGUGCCUUUCAACUUGCAUGUACUUUGUUAAUCUCUUUAAGUGUGAUUUUUGGGGUGUAUCUGAAAGAUGUGUGAAUAAUAUAUUGUUUGGGGUUAUA